Messenger RNA from Aspergillus mulundensis, 906 nucleotides. Its product is annotated as UbiA family prenyltransferase. The record is from RefSeq and is a predicted model, not a curated record. Lineage: Eukaryota; Fungi; Ascomycota; Eurotiomycetes; Eurotiales; Aspergillaceae. Bases 1 to 906 code for a protein of 301 amino acids. The transcript has a single exon. Gene Ontology annotation, cellular component: membrane. Gene Ontology annotation, molecular function: transferase activity, transferring alkyl or aryl (other than methyl) groups.
AUGGUUACAGCAAUCGGAUUCCUCUCCCUCCUCUGGUCCUUCAGCGAAAGCGACAUCCCAACCUUCGUCCUCCCCAACACAGCCUUCGGCCUCCUCGCAACCCUCGCCGCCCCAUCCCUAACCUCCUGCCCACCCCCACCCCUCUGGUCCCUCCUACGCAGCAUCCCACGCAUGCUCCUCUUCAACUGGUCCAACGUCUUCAUCUUCGAACUAGCAAACCAGCGCCUCCCGGAGUCCGUGAGGGAAGAUAGCGCAAAUAAGCCGUGGCGCCCGCUGCCGCAGGGGCAAAUCACACAGACCCAGACAAGACGGCUUAUGCUGGUUUCUAUCCCCGUUGUGCUGGGCCUGAGUGCGGUUCUAGGCGUGGGGACUGAAAGCGCCCUUAUCUUGCUCCUGGCGUGGAUGUAUAAUGAUCUCGGGGGCGGGGAUGAGGUCAGCAGGGACGUGAUUAUUGCGGUCGCGUAUGAUGUUUUCCUUGUUGCUUCGUUGCGGAUUGGGGUGGGGACUGCUCCUCCCAGUCCUUUCUCUACUGCGGCAGUCGGGCAGGUGGGCAUUUCAGCCACGGGAUAUACCUGGCUCGCGAUAAUCGGGUGUGUGAUUGCGACGACGAUGCAGGUCCAGGAUUUGAAAGACCAGGUCGGCGACCGGCUACGCGGGAGGAAGACAUGGCCGAUUGUGCUUGGGGACGGCGUUUCGCGGAAAUGGAUUGCAGCCUGUGUGCCGGUUUGGAGUGUUGUCUGUGUGGUGUUUUGGGAGACUCCGGUUUGGGUCUCGGUGUUUCCGGUUCUGCUGGGGCUGUGGGUUUGUGCGUGUGUUUUGUUGAAGAAUGGCGAUGCAGGGGCUUGGAGGUGGUGGUGUGUUUGGCAGGUGGCGCUUUAUGCGCUGCCGAUAUAUCAUGCUCUUUAG